Messenger RNA from Aureobasidium musti, 2385 nucleotides. Lineage: Eukaryota; Fungi; Ascomycota; Dothideomycetes; Dothideales; Saccotheciaceae. The record is from the annotation of a GenBank genome assembly.
AUGGCGACAGCAUUGAUGAACGGGAUGCAUACAGCAGGCAUCUACUCGGAUAUGACGGUCGAUGGUCCCGAGAUUGGCACCUUGGUGGCUAUUGUCGAUCGUGCAAAGAACCUGCCCAAUGUUAAGCGCAUGGGCAAGCAAAAUCCAUACUGCGCCGCCAGGCUAGGCAAGGAAGCNAAAAAGACAGAGACGGACAAACGAGGAGGCCAGACACCCAGAUGGGACCAAGAGCUUCGCUUUAUCGUUCACGAUUCCCCUGACUACCACAAUCUCAAAGUGUCCAUUUUCAACGAUGACAAGAAGACGGAUUUGAUUGGAGAGGCAUACAUCAGUCUGCAAGAUGUCUGCAUACCUGGUGGAGGAAAGCGUGAUGGGUGGCACGCUCUGAACUUCAAGGGCAAAUACGCAGGCGAGAUUAACCUGGAGUUGACAUACUAUGAUUCGCGACCACAACCCGAAAGCAAGAGGCGGGUGAGCGGCAUGAGUGCUGCUGACAACGCACAACGCAAAGCCGCGAUCAAGCGUCGUCCACUGCCUGCUGAACUGAAUGGUCCCCCACCACCAGGCUCAACCGUGCCAGACCAUGCAAGAGGCCCAAGACAAUUGCCAGGUCGACCAACAGAAGAUUGGACCCCUCAUGGCCUUCGCCCGCGUCCUCAACAUCACGCUCAAUCUGCCCCUGCCGUUCCGGAAGUACACCACUAUGACCCCGAUGAACUUGACUUGGAUUACCACCCUGGCUUCCACCAACCCGUCAUGCCCGAACUGCCCCAGCUUUCCCCCACUCGCAGACAUCGUGGAUCUGUGCCUUCUCAGCCCAGUAUCCCUCACGACUAUCCAAGCCACGAACAGUACGGCCAUGGCCGUUCUCACAGUAUUCCGACUCUCCCUCACUCUUCCUCAUCCCCUAGCGUCGUGCAGUCAGAUCAGGGAUGGCAAGAGCCUCUACCACGCUGCCUACAACCUACAGUAGAGGACAUUGACGAGUAUGGCUACGAAAGAGAACUGCCUCCUGUGCCUCCAUCACAUACUCGAAGUCCCUCGCACGCCAGAAGUCCAUCACACACAAGAAACGCUCGUUCGACAUCACGGGGACCACCACCGAGAAGCAUGUCUGUAGACGACUAUGCGCCUCCUCCAGCACCAAGCUCAUACUACGGUUCGUCACCCAAUUUCAGAGCUUCUUAUUCUGGGUUCCCUCCACCAGCUCCCUCUUCGGUCGCGGCCUCAUCGCAUUAUCGCAGUCACUCGCGCGUGGCUAGUCGCCAGAGCGUACCUGACGCAUAUGCCAUGACUCCACCACGAGCACACCCCUUGGCCAACCAGAUUCGCCGAUCCAUGAGCCCCGCACCUUCAGCAUACACCGAAGACUACGGACAGCACAGACGAUACAGCAACGAGCCUAGCCCAUUCAUGGCACGUCCUCCUUCCCGUAAUAACGUUUCUCCCCUGCCUUCGCGCAAUGUCUCUCCCUUGCCACCACGCAACAACAUUGAUGCCAUCCGUCAUCCUGUCCGUAGUUUCGCCAAUGGCAGCGCUUCUCCCUCGCCCACUCGCAAAGAGAUUCCACGACCUUCAACGUCCAACGGCAACUUCUUUUCUCCCGAUGACUUCGACUCUCUUAACCCCAAUGCUUCCUCGAACUCGCCCUUCGCCUCUGGUUCAAACCCGCACUCUCCUUAUCAUAUUCAGAACUCGCCUGGUGGCGACGAUGAGGAAGGCGCACGUCCUCUGCCGGAUCCCAAUGCCAAAAUUGUCGGCUUUGACGGCAGAGUGAUCGAUCCUAGCGACCAUUUGCCUGUACACAGCUGGGCACCUGAGCCGGAGAAGAAGACUCCAACCAAGAUUUAUGGCUCCCAUGGACAGGUACAUCCAAAUGGCUUAGCAGGACCCCGUGGGGCAGUCGGGAGUAGACCACCUUCUCGUGUGAAUUACGGCCGAGAUACUGUCGUCAAUGUUCGCACGAGGGGUUCACCACCGAAGCGCCCCAUGUCCUCCGCCNNCUCGCACCAUAGCCAUAUGACGGGCUCACCUGGUCCCCUCUCUGAAAUUGAUAUCCCUAACCCCUAUGCUGGACAUGCAGGUUACAGUUCUAAUUUUACGGACGGGCGCCCUGGUGUCUACGAGGGCCAUCACUCUGCGUAUUCAACCCCUCCCCACGCAGGCCAAGAAGCUCAUUACGGCGACAUGUUUGGCAAAUACACAGCUCCUAGUGGUGGAGACCAGUAUGGUUAUGAGAACCAGAUGGCUCAACAACAGGGACCGGUGUACGAGCAACAUGGCUACGGAGCUUCGGCAUUGAGCAAGGAAAUGGCCAAGAUUGACAUUGGAGGUUCAAGAAGGCCACUCAGCAGAGGCACUGUGAGAAGAGGUGCUUGGCCUUGA